Messenger RNA from Nannochloropsis gaditana CCMP526, 909 nucleotides. RefSeq lists its product as uncharacterized. Bases 39 to 722 code for a protein of 227 amino acids. The record is from RefSeq and is a predicted model, not a curated record. The transcript has 3 exons.
AGCAGGUGCUUGGUUCCUAAUAUCGACGGUAAAUCACAAUGGGAAUUCGGACAAUCUACCUUUUGCAAUGCGUUUUCCUUCUUGUCCUCCCCUCGAUGGGAGGGAAAGCAGUCUUACGUGGUCCAGAGAGCGUGGUUGCUGACAGCACCACAAACUUGGAAGCGGACCCGCCUACCAUCAUUUCCUAUUCCCCAGCCCCACGUUCGUAUUUGAGGACAGUUGGAUCCCCUGCUGACGCUGUGAAAAUGGCGUUGGCGGCUCAAGCGGCCGCGGAGAAGCGAAUGGUCGAUGGGGCCCAUUGCAAAAUCCAAUGGAAAUGGACUGUGUCAAAAGAUCAACAGAACUCAACGGAUGGGAGCCUGGGUGUGAUUAUGGUCCUCGACGAAGCAGGGCGACAAAGCGACGAAGCAACCACUCCUGCUUUCCGUGAAUGGACACCUGGCGCGACCUUUGAGGACGAGAUGGAGUUUGCCAACUGCCCGCAUGCCAAAAUCCAAGGCUUCCGUAUUGUCUUUUAUCCGUAUCAGGUCCCCGGUGCAGGUCCUCCAGAGGACGACGACCCACCCACCAUUUCCUUUUCCCACGUGGAAGCGCUGGAGGAAUCACCUGUCCUCCACGAGAGCUGGCGCUGGACGGAAGGAGCAGAAGAUCGAGAGAUAGGAAAGAAAGGGCCGUUCGUGGCGUCGAUGGAGCGCUAUACGGUGGCUUGGAUCACAGAUUAAAAUGGAGCAGCCUGCCUUGGAGGAGAAAAGAAGGAGAAAGCCUCAAAAGAGUGAAAAUUAGCUCAGGGAAAGUGAGGAAAAGAGAAGGGAGGGAGGAAAAACUUGAAGGCGUGUAAGUAUGUACAUGACAGAGGGUGGAGGACAACAGCAACAACAGCGACAACAACAACAACAACAACAACCACCA